UUUUAAGAAAAGUGAGAUUGUGAGAAAGAAAUAUUAAGUUUGAUGCACUCUUGCGCGCGUUGCUAUAAAAAAAAAAAAAAUUAUCAAGCACUAAUUUGCAUAUAUGUCAAGACUCGGGGACCGGCUAUCUAAUACACAAGGAUAAUAUAUCCAAAUAAACUUAAUGUAGAUGCUUCUCGAACCAUAUCAUCUCUUUUUUCAAUAUAAAGAUAGACUGACGCUCAAAGUGUGUGAGCAGCGAACGCACUCUAUAUUUAAUGAGGAAUUAUGAUAAAUAGCUUCAAAGUAUUUGUAACGCAACUCAAGUUCUAUUCUUCAUUUCAUGCACUGUGACAACACACACGUACAUAUACGCUCUCCAAUACACCCAUGCACGUACGCACUAUUGACCUUUUACCACGCACACAUUUUGAAUGUCUUAUCAGUUUCUAUGUGUGUACAGUAAAAAUGAUGCACAGUAAAAACAAGACACUAUAGAAGAAAAUUGACUAAUUCGUGCGCGAUGAUCGCGAGCAAUUUACUUCGAAAACUUACGCAUCUUCAACGCGUUCUAUUGCAGAUUAAAAAAUACGGUACUGCGGUAGACAAGCCACAAUUUCUGGGAAUCAACAGUAUUUUCACCAAUGAUAUUCAAUUUGUCAACAAGGACAAUUAUGGAUCCAUUCCGAUAUAUAGGAUUUUCGAAUCUUCAGGAAAUGUUAAAUUGCCCGAUGACAAAAAGCUUGACAAUGCGUAUCUACUGAACAUGUAUCGCGAUAUGGUUACUAUAAGCAUAAUGGACAAGAUCAUGUACGAAUCGCACAGGCAAGGCCGCAUUUCAUUUUACAUGACAAAUACAGGCGAAGAGGCUGUGCAGAUCGGUUCUGCCGCAGCUUUAACGCCAGAAGACACGGUUUACGCGCAGUAUCGCGAAACCGGUGUGUUAUUGCACCGUGGAUAUCCUUUAAUAAAGUUUAUGAAUCAAUGCUACGGCAACUGCGAGGACGACGGUAAAGGCAGACAAAUGCCGGUACACUAUGGCUCCAAAGAAUUUAAUUUUGUAACUAUAUCAUCCCCAUUAACGACUCAAUUGCCACAAGCUGUGGGGGCUGCCUACGCCUUAAAAUUGGACAAAAAAGACGCGUGUGUAGCUUGUUAUUUCGGCGAAGGUGCGGCGAGCGAAGGUGAUGCUCACGCGGCGUUUAAUUUCGCAGCUACUCUAUCAUGUCCUGUCAUUUUUUUCUGUCGAAACAACGGAUAUGCUAUCUCGACAUCGGCUGUCGAACAGUUUAAAGGGGAUGGUAUUGCAGCAAAAGGACCGGCUUAUGGAAUUGAUACGAUUAGAGUAGACGGUAAUGACGUACUCGCGAUGUACUACGCAACAAAAAGUGCCAGAGAUUUUUGCAUAAAGCAACAGAAGCCUGUUUUAAUAGAAGCCAUGACUUAUAGACUCGGGCAUCACAGUACGUCGGAUGAUUCUACGGUUUAUCGAUCAACCGAAGAAAUCGCUCAAUGGAGCACUUAUGCGCCACUCGCAAGGUUCCGCGAUUACUUAGAGUCUCUUGGCGUAUGGUGUCAAGAGAGAGAACAAGAGUUAUUAAAUUCUACUAGAAAGGAGAUUCUUCGUGUUCUUGCGGAGGCAGAAAAGAAAUUAAAACCACACUGGAAGGAAUUAUUUACAGACGUCUACAAAGAAAUUCCUGAUCACGUUAGGUAUUUAAACUUGAAAAUACUGAAAUUACAAAAUUGGCAUCGCUUUCAAUCAUUUCGAUAUAAUUUUACACAUUGCAGGAAACAAGUAAAUUUAAUGGAAAAACAUUUAGAAGAAUUCAGAGAACAUUAUCCAUUAGAUUCAUUUAUCCACAAAAAGUGAGGAGAAAAAUUUAUCUACCGGAAAUAUAAAAUUUUAUGCGUCUAUUUUGUUUUUCACUAAUAAAAUUGUUAACAAA
Molecule: messenger RNA, 1928 nt
Organism: Pseudomyrmex gracilis
Lineage: Eukaryota; Metazoa; Arthropoda; Insecta; Hymenoptera; Formicidae
Gene: BckdhA
Product: 2-oxoisovalerate dehydrogenase subunit alpha, mitochondrial
Exons: 7
Coding region: 503-1852 (449 amino acids)
Biological process (GO): branched-chain amino acid catabolic process
Molecular function (GO): oxidoreductase activity, acting on the aldehyde or oxo group of donors, disulfide as acceptor
Source: RefSeq, a predicted model, not a curated record